AAUAAAGUACUGUAUUAUGGAAUAUAAAUUAUAAAUCAAUGAUCUUGACCAUGGUAAUUGUUAUUGUGCUACAACAUAUAUUUGAAUAUUUUCUAUGGCAUGGUCGGUGGAGUUUCACCGUCGGAGACAGAAGAGAAGAAUGGUGGUGGAUAUCUUGCCGUUGAAAGUGUUACUGGCUGUGAGGCAAAGUCUAUCAAGCCAGAACUAGAAGUGCAAGCUGUACCAAUCACAGAUCCUUAUGGGCCUUCUAUUGUGGAUGUGGAUUUGGAGGCUGUGGUUGUAAGGUUUGUAAUCUGCAAGCUUGUGUUGUGCCAUUUUUAUUUGUUGUUUCCUGAUCUUGUUGAUCAUGAUCAUUAGAGUGUUGCUCUGAUAGAGAACUGAGCAGGUUCAUUACUAUCACAAAUUUUGUGAAUUCUUUUCAGUUUCUAAUAAUUUCAUUACUUCAUUGGUUAGCAUCC
Messenger RNA from Arachis ipaensis, 458 nucleotides. NCBI's taxonomy places the organism in Eukaryota, Viridiplantae, Streptophyta, Magnoliopsida, Fabales, Fabaceae. The record is from RefSeq and is a predicted model, not a curated record.